ACCGCUUUCGAAGAUACUCGGUUGUUCCCAGCCCUCCGCAGAGCGUAACUUAUUUAGUGGAGAUUCCGGUGCAACACCCCUCGCUGCGUUGCGCUCGCUAUUCAUCGAUCUACAUCACACCACACUCUCAACACCCACCAUCAUCAUGGGCCGCUGGUCGCAUCUCGACACCGACGAGGAGCGCCUGCCCGAGGGGAUGACCCGGGUAGCCUACGACGCCGACACACAGAUUUACACCUACCGCGACAGCGAUGGCAGCUACUGGGAGGGCGCGCCAGGGGUUCGCUACGGCAAGCUGCACCGAGUGCAGUCAGAAGCCCCGCCACUGCCAAGCGUCACCCUCGACAGCGAGGGGGAGUACGACGACGACGACUACUACCACGAUUCCGACUCCGACGACCUGCUCGACGAGAAGACCAACAACUUCUCCGAGAAGGACAAUGCCCCGGCUCUCACCCGCCCGGACAAAGCCAAGAUCCACCGCAAAGCCCACCCGGCGGGAUUGCCAGUGAACAAGACCCUCCCCCGCCCGGACGACGAUGCAGACGUGCUUAGCCUCAGCGGCAGCACCAUCCGUGGAAGCAUCUGCACCACCGCCACCUCAUUCUCCGACAUCACCAACCCCGAAGGUUCCCAGAGCGGCAGCGGCCUGAAACGCUCCGGCACGCUAUCCCGCCUCGCCCGCUUCUUAUCCUCAUCAUCGUCAACGUCGUCCUCCAGGCGGGAUUCGGCCGGCCUUCGCCGCGCCGCAACCGUAGGCGGGAGAUCCUCGGGUGCGGCAGAUCACCACCGACAAGUGAGACGGGGCGAGGAUGCAAGGCUGUCAAGGGCCGCGUCAACCGCUAGUGGUGAGACUGUGGUAGAGCAGAACCGGUGGCCGCGGCCGAGACCGGGGACUACCAACGCGCCGCGGAAGAGGGCGACCACUUUCGAUGAGAUCCUUGGGGGGAUGUGAUUGAUUCAGAGGCGUAAGGGGGAGUUCCAGAUGGGGAUGUGAUGAGGAUACGAGUUCAACAUUUUUCUUUUUAGCUUGAAAUUGGGUUGGCAUUUAAGGUCUCUUAGCAUCUUGGGAUUGGGCAUUUGGGUUCUUCUGCUCCUCAUUGUUUUACUAUCUUCAUCUCCUGUCUCUUUGCUAAGAGUACCAAGAUAGGAACAAACAGCGCGCCAUUCAAGGCAGGAUAGCGUCAGAAGGAUCACUGUUCUAUUGACCAUAAACUUCCAGGGUCACUCUUCCCCUGGCGUAAGCUUCCUAUCUCUUUCGCAAAUGAGGAUAAUAAAGGAGUAAAAAAUGAAACUAUAGAAGCCAUAAGAAUAAGC
Molecule: messenger RNA, 1317 nt
Organism: Chaetomium strumarium
Lineage: Eukaryota; Fungi; Ascomycota; Sordariomycetes; Sordariales; Chaetomiaceae
Exons: 2
Coding region: 146-955 (269 amino acids)
Source: RefSeq, a predicted model, not a curated record